Cololabis saira (Pacific saury) is the source of this 1922-nucleotide messenger RNA. RefSeq names its product chromaffin granule amine transporter. NCBI's taxonomy places the organism in Eukaryota, Metazoa, Chordata, Actinopteri, Beloniformes, Belonidae. Gene Ontology annotation, biological process: transmembrane transport; xenobiotic transport; aminergic neurotransmitter loading into synaptic vesicle. The coding region runs from base 18 to 1649 and encodes 543 amino acids. The record is from RefSeq and is a predicted model, not a curated record. Gene Ontology annotation, cellular component: synaptic vesicle membrane; terminal bouton. The transcript is spliced from 17 exons. Gene Ontology annotation, molecular function: xenobiotic transmembrane transporter activity; serotonin:sodium:chloride symporter activity.
GCAUCACUUCUUCAGGCAUGGCGUGGCUCCAUCAGAGCCGAGAGUCUCCCCGGCUGGUCCUGGUGGUGGUGUGUGUGGCUCUGCUGCUCGACAACAUGCUGCUAACUGUGGUCGUGCCAAUCAUUCCAACGUUCCUCUAUGCCAUGGAGCAUCCCAGUCCAGAACCACAGACUGCCCUGCCAUCCCAGCUGACUCUAACUGGUCCCGGGGAAAGUCCCCUGGACACCCGACCCCGCUACGGUUCACCAGCCCUGGGUACGGAGCCCCAGCGGAGCCCCCAGGUGCCUCCACCCUCUUUCUCAUCUCUGGUGUCCCUGUUUGACAACACCACCUUCACCCUGCAUGAGAUCCCAGCUGACCCGACCCCCGACACGGAUUCAAUGGGUCAGACCAGCCCGACCACAGAGCUGAACGCCAACAAGACUGCCAAUGGCACGGAGUCCUCCUGUCUUCAGGACAGCAUGUUUCUCGAGAAUGAGAAUGUUCGUGUUGGUUUGCUGUUUGCCUCCAAGGCUAUUAUCCAGUUGCUCAUCAACCCGUUCGUCGGUCCACUCACCAACAGGGUUGGCUAUCACAUCCCCAUGUUUGCAGGUUUCUUCAUCAUGUUUGUGUCCACCAUCAUGUUUGCCUUCUCAGGGACCUACGCUCUGCUGUUCUUCGCUCGUGCCCUGCAGGGAAUUGGUUCCUCCUUCUCAUCUGUCGCAGGUUUGGGCAUGUUAGCCAGCGUGUACACCAAUGACGAGGAGCGAGGCAUCGCCAUGGGCGUCGCACUGGGAGGACUGGCCAUGGGAGUCCUGAUUGGAGCUCCAUUCGGUAGUGUGAUGUACGAGUUUGUGGGGAAGAGCGCCCCGUUCCUGAUCCUGGCCUUCUUGGCUCUGUUUGAUGGAGCGUUGCAGCUCUGCAUCCUGCAGCCCUCAAAGAUCUCGCCUGGCAGUGUGGAGGGAACGCCAUUGCUGACGCUGCUGAAAGAUCCGUACAUCCUCAUCAGUGCAGGCUCUCUGUGCUUCGCUAACAUGGGCGUGGCCAUCCUGGAGCCCACUCUGCCCAUCUGGAUGAUGCAGACCAUGUGCUCCCCGAAAUGGCAGCUCGGUAUGGCCUUCCUCCCUGCCAGUGUGUCCUACCUGAUCGGAACAAACCUCUUUGGAGUUCUGGCCAAUAAAAUGGGACGGUGGCUCUGCUCCAUGAUAGGAAUGUUCAUCGUUGGAGUCAGCCUGCUGUGUGUUCCUUUUGCCACCAGCAUCUACGGCCUGAUUGGCCCGAACGGCGGUCUGGGUUUUGCUAUAGGAAUGGUGGACUCGUCCAUGAUGGCCAUCAUGGGCUACCUGGUGGACAUCCGCCACGCCUCCGUCUACGGCAGCGUGUACGCCAUCGCUGACGUAGCGCUGUGCAUGGGCUUCGCUAUAGGGCCGUCCACCGGUGGCGCACUGGUCCAGGCAGUGGGCUUUCCCUGUCUCAUGGUGUUUAUUGGGGUGAUCAACAUCCUGUACGCCCCGCUCUGCUUCCUGUUACGUAACCCUGCUGUCCGAGAGGAGAAGAUGGCCAUCAUUGACCAGGAGUGUGUGAUGCACAGGAAGAGCUACAACACACACCAAGAGAGUCGCGAGUUUCCACUGAGUGACUACAGCGAGGAAGAAGAGACAGAGGAGUAAAAAACAUGUCCAUGUGGUUAUUUUAUCUGCAAACAUACUUCCCUUUCAUGUCAGAGCAGACAUCGAGACUGUCUUAGGCAGACGCCAUUGUUGCUUAGUAACCUGAAAGGUUUUGGUCCACGUCGCGAUUGAGCGACGUUUCUCUGGCUCGUGUGCACCCAAACAUGUGCAGAGUUACUGAUGUAAUCACAUUUAUGCAGAUUCCUUUAAAUGAUGCUUGUUUACCCGACGCUGACAGCGGGCUUAGCCCCGCCCCUUUGUGAAGUUUGCAAA